AUGCCCCCGCCCAUCGAGUAUAGGGCUUCUCCAUCUGAAGGCGCGCCCUCGAGCCUGAUGCCUGCCAUUCCAACCCCCCGAAACUCGAGCGAAAUGUCGUCGUCCCCUAACCAGGACGAGGCGGAGAAGCGCGCGGGUCGCCAGCACCCCGCUGCGUCCGUUGCGACUGCCCUCACCCCUCACGCCGACCCCACUCCCGAGCAGCCCAAGCCGGGCGUCUGGCGUCUCUUUCGAGCGAUUCUAGCCCGCAUUCAGCCCGCCACCAAGAACGACCCCAAUGAGGAUCACGCCACCAAGAACGGCCACACCCCGGAGCACGCGGAGUACACCACGCAGGCCAACACGGGCGACUAUCUCUCACCUCGCUGUCCGUCUCUUUGCGGCUGCCACCGCUGUGUUAAGGUCUCCAACGCGCUGUUUCCCCACCCUCAGCCGCGUCUGCCCCGCUCGACCCCUAUGCGCACCUCACAGCCCGAGAACAUCAAGCAGGAGAGCUCCUGCGACAACUAUAACGGUCGCAACGAUCGCGAGACUCUCCAGCUCACCGACCACCAGCCAGAUGGGGCCUACCUGGUGGUCUUGGACGUCGCAACCGAACUUCGUCACCUCGACGACCUGAGCGACAACGCUGGCAGCGCCGGCAACGUCAACGAGUCUGACCAGCUGUGCGUGUGCAACUGCUGUCCACACAACGGACGCAGCCUGCCCAAUGACUCUGACUGGAUCACGACCAAGAGUGACCAGACCAUCACGAUCGACAAGAUCGUUCAGACCGAGCCCAGCCACGAGCACCCUCACGACCAGCCCCCCUCGCCUGCCGACCAGCCUCAAACUCGCGGCCCCGAACGUGCUCCCCUCGUGCACUUCGCCCACCACGCCCGCCUCGCCGUGCUCAACACCGCGAACGCCGUCCAGUUUGCGAACAGGGGUCUGCAGCUCCUGAUGAAGGAGCAGAAGGACCGCCUUGCCCCCGCCCGCGUCGGGCCCGGCGAAUCGAUCUGGAUUGCGCUGCUCGACGCCUUCCUUGCCUGGCUGCUGCAGCCCGCUUGGCGCAUCUUGAUGGCCGAAACCCGCCAGAAGGCGCGUGCGGGUUUCGGCGUCCACCACGGGGUGCGCUUCAUCUUCCUCCGCGCUGGCAUCCACCAGACGCUCGUCAUGGUCGGUGCGCUCAUGUUCCUGCUUUGGGUGAUCGGCACGUGGAUGUACUUUGCUGGAGUCGAGUUCGUUGUCGUCAUGUCCGACGGGUCGGAGUAUGCCAGCUCUAUGGAGUACUUCAAGGAUUGGAUUUGGAGCCUCACCCCCCUCUUGGGCUUCCUGUAUCUGCUUGAAAACGCCGCGAACGCGGCCCAGAUGCAGGCCGCGUACAAUCUCUGUCAGAUGCGUUCCGCCGCUAUUGCCCGCGCCCAUCAGGAGUUGCGCGAGCAGGAAGCCGAGGCUGAGGUGAUGGAGGCGCAUCGUUUGGAGAACAAGCGCAAGGAGGCCGCGGGGUGGGCGCUCGAGUGCGCCGAAAGGGAGGCAAUUAGUCCGUGGUGGGUCGAGAGCGAGGGCAGUGAUUAG
Molecule: messenger RNA, 1557 nt
Organism: Trichosporon asahii var. asahii CBS 2479
Lineage: Eukaryota; Fungi; Basidiomycota; Tremellomycetes; Trichosporonales; Trichosporonaceae
Exons: 2
Coding region: 1-1557 (518 amino acids)
Source: RefSeq, a predicted model, not a curated record